This is a messenger RNA of Tetrahymena thermophila SB210, 2601 nucleotides long. Its product is annotated as kinase domain protein, putative. The record is from RefSeq and is a predicted model, not a curated record. Gene Ontology annotation, biological process: nucleocytoplasmic transport; activation of GTPase activity. NCBI's taxonomy places the organism in Eukaryota, Ciliophora, Oligohymenophorea, Hymenostomatida, Tetrahymenidae. Gene Ontology annotation, cellular component: perinuclear region of cytoplasm; nucleus; cytosol. Gene Ontology annotation, molecular function: GTPase activator activity; small GTPase binding. The transcript has 30 exons.
AUGAUAUAGUAGAAAAAGUAUUUUAAAAGUCUAUAAGAAUUUACUGACUCUUAGCUUUAAUCUCAUUGGGUUAUCCGUAUAGAUCUGGACUAUAAGUAAAUUGGUGAUCAAAAUGCCUCAGGUUUAGGUUCUGCUUUAGCAAAGUGCACUAAUCUCUCAAAAUUAUUACUUGUUAUGAAGUAGAAUUAAAUUGGUUUUGAAGGUGUAUCAAGCUUAGGUUCUGGCUUAGCAAAGUGCACUAAUCUCUCAAAUUUGACACUUGGUCUUGAUUUGAACUAAAUUGGUGAUAAAGGUACAUCAUGCUUAGGUUCUAGUUUAGGAAAAUGCACUAAUCUCUCAAAUUUGACACUUUCUCUUUAAGAUAAUUAAAUUGGUGCAAUUGGUGUAUCAGGCUUAAGUUCUGGUUUAGCAAAGUGCACUAAUCUCUCAAAUUUGACACUUGGUCUUCAGUAUAAUUAAAUUGGUGAUCAUGCAUAAUGCUUAAGUUGCAUUUUAGAAAUGUGCACUAAUCUCUCAAACUUGACACUUGGUCUUGAGUAUAAUUAAAUUGGUGAUCAAGGAGCAUCAGGUUUAGGUUUAGGUUUAGAAAAGUGCACUAAUCUCUUAAAAUUGACACUUUCUCUUCACGAUAAUUAAAUUAAUGGUAAAGGAGCAUCAGGGUUAGGUUUUGGCUUAGAAAAGUGCACUAAUCUCUCAAAUUUGGCACUUUCUCUUUAGUAGAAUUAAAUUGGUGAUGAAGGUCUAUCAGGCUUAGGUUGUGGUUUAGCAAAGUGCACUAAUCUCUCAAAUUUGACACUUUGUUUUGAUGAUAAUUAAAUUAGCGAUGAAGGUGUAUCAGGCUUAGGUUGUGGUUUAGAAAAGUGCACUAAUCUCUCAAAUUUAAUACUUGGUCUUCAGUAGAAUUAAAUUGGUGAUAUUGGUGGAUCUUGCUUAGGUUUUGGUUUAGCAAAGUGCACUAAUCUCUAAAAUUUGACUGUUGGUCUUGAUUAUAAUUAAAUUGGUGAUGAAGGUAUAUCAGGCUUAGCUUCUGGUUUAGAAAAGUGUACUAAUCUCAAAAAUUUAAAACUUCGUCUUCAGUAGAAUUUAAUUGGCGGCAUAGGUGCAUCAUGCUUAGGUUCUAGUUUAGGAAAAUGCAAUAAUCUCUCAAAUUUGACACUUUCUCUUUUUUAUAAUUCAAUUUAAGAUGAAGGGGCAUUAGGUUUAGGUUCUGGUUUAGGAAACUGUACUAAUCUCUCAAACUUGGCACUUGGUCUUGAAGAUAAUUAAAUUGGUCCAACGGGUGUAUCAGUCUUAGGUUUUAAUUUAUCAAAGUGCAUUAAUCUCUAAAAUUUGACACUUGGUCUUGACGAUAAUUAAAUUGGUGCAAUUGGUGCAAAAUGCUUAGGUACUGGUUUAGGAAAGUGCAAUAAUCUCUCAAUUUUGACUCUUGGUCUUGAGGGAAAUUAAAUUGGUGAUAAAGGUGUAAUAGACUUAGGUUGUAGUUUAGGAAAAUGUGCUAAUCUCUCAAAUUUGAUACUUAAUCUUGAAUGGAAUUAAAUUAGUGCUUAAGGUGUAUCAGACUUAGGUUAUUGUUUAGCAAAAUGUGCUAAUCUCUCAAAUUUGACACUUUAUCUAAGGGAUUAUUAAAUUGGUAACAAAUAAGCUUUAAACUUAGGUUUUAGUUUAGGAAAGUGCGCUAAUCUCUCAAAUUUGAAACUUGGUUUAAGUGAAAAUUAAAUUGGCGAUAAAGGUGCUUCAGACUUAGGUUCUGGCUUAGAAAAGUGCACUAAUCUCUCAAAUUUGACACUUAAUCUUUGUGAAAAUUUAAUUGGUCAUAAAGGUGCAUCAGACUUAGGUUCUGGCUUAGGAAAGUGUUCAAAUCUCUCAAAUUUGAUACUUGAUCUUGAUUAUAAUGAAAUUGGUUCUUAAGGUGCAUAAAACUUAGGCUAUGGUUUAGGAAUGUGUACUAAUCUCUCAAAUUUGACACUUAGUUUAAGGAAAAAUUAAAUUGGUGAAUUAUUUGCAGUAAACUCAGGUUCUGGUUUAGGAAAGUGUGCUAAUCUUUCAAAUUUGACACUUGAUCUUUAAUAUAAUGAAAUUGGUACUAAAGGUACAUCUGACUUAGGUUCUGGCUUAGGAAAGUGCGUUAAUCUCUCUAAUUUGACACUUAAUAUUGAGAGGAAUAAAAUUGGUGCUUUGGGUGCAUCAGACUUAGGUUCUAGUUUAGGAAAGUUAGCUAAUCUCUCAUAUUUGAAGCUUAAUUUUGAAUAUAAUGAAAUUCGUGAUGAAGGUGCGUCAGGUUUAUGUUUUGGUUUAGGAAAGUGUUCUAAUCUCUCAAAUUUAACUCUUAGACUAACGAGGAAUGAAAUUUAUGCUUAAGGUGCAUAAGACUUAGGUUAUGGUUUAGGAAAGUGCACUAAUCUCUCUAAUUUGACACUUGGUCUAAGGUCCAAUUAAAUUGGUGAUAAAGGUGCAUCAGGCUUAGGUUCUGGUUUAAGAAAGUGCACUAAUCUCAAAAUAUUGGAAGUUAAUCUUAGUUACAACUAGAUCAAGAAAUUUAUAGAAUUGAAAAGAAAGUGCAUCAAAUAAAAAAGAUUAAUUGUCUUAAAAAUGAUAUAUUGA